This is a messenger RNA of Blepharisma stoltei, 3379 nucleotides long. The record is from the annotation of a GenBank genome assembly. NCBI's taxonomy places the organism in Eukaryota, Ciliophora, Heterotrichea, Heterotrichida, Blepharismidae.
AUGGAAGAAGAUUGCUUGAAAAAUAUCAUAUUAUGGGAAGAUCUUGAUGAAGAAAUAAAAGACCAAAUAAUUCUAAAAAACCCAGGCGGCAACCCAAUUUAUCUGUGGAAAAAUAUGAUACUUUCUUAUCACCAAAAGCAUCGAGUAAGAUGGCAAGGAAAUCAGCAUUUAGAUUUUUAUAAGGAUUUUACUCACUCCCCUUUCAGUAAAAAAAAUUAUUUUAUUAUUAAUUUUGAAUAUAAAUUAAUCAAAAGUUAUAAUCCCUUGCAUAAAUUUCAUUUUGCUUAUUUAUGGUAAAUUGAUUUUAAAAUACAAAAAAAUUUUAACAUACCAUAGACUCAGUUUUAUAUAUAAUGACAUGUCAAAAUUUUUUUGACAUUUUUAAAAUCAAUUUACCAUAAAUAAGCAAAAUAAAUACAUUAUAUAAAAUACCUUAAAUUACAAUUUUUAUUGGGAUACUCAGAGAUAUGAGAAUGAAAAUGGAGCUUUAUCCUUAUCAUCUUUGUAGAAGUCUUACAAUGAAUGGAUGCUCUGGGCCAUUUGAUUAUUAUAUAGAAAUGCUAUGUGAUGCAUUAAGAACGCAAAAACAAUAUGAAGAAAUCCCUAGUUUUACAGCUGCAGAUAUCCUAAGACUAACAGGAAUCCAAAGAACCAAUUAUAUAGAAACCUUGCAAAAAUGCAAAGACCGAGGCUGGGCCGCCAAAAUUUCUAACUCCCCCCCCCUCCGUGAGUGAACAAAACCAUUAGAAAAAUCGGCAUUUUUUGCCCCAAAAAAACCCACCCUGUGAGUGAACAAAAAUGUUUUUAAUAGAAAAAUUUUUUAUGGGAAAAAAAUUUUGAUAUAUAAGUGAUAAUUAGCAUAAUGAAAUCUAGAGCUAAUUCUGUUUAAUUUUAAACAAAUUGCGUUUUAAAACAUAAAUUUAAUAAAUUAAAUUAAUAUUUGCUUUCCAAUUUUUGCGAAUUAGGAUUUUUUUAAAUUUCGAAAAAAAAAAAUUAACCCCCCUCCGUGAGUGAACAAAAUUUUUUUGUUCACUCACGGAAGGGGGGGGGAGUAAAGCAAUCCGCGGACUUUUACCUACAGCCCCACUUUCUAUAUCUGUAGAACACUGGUGAAGUGUCUUCCCUAUUUUAUCAAAUAAUCGUGGUAUUAAUAUUAGGAGGUCAGCGAGUCGAGAUGAGCUCACAAAUUUGCAAGAAUUAUAUAUACUUAUUUACCAAGAAUAGCCCACUAAUGAGCAUUUUUGGUUGGGCCCCAAAUUCGUUGGCAUGCCAUAUUUUCCGACUAACCAAAUUUAAGAAUGGCGAACCAAAAAAUACUCAUUAGUGGGCUAUUCUGAGCAAGCAAGUAUACAACUUUUGCGACAAAGGGAUUUUCUAAUGCUUUUCUUUUCGAUAAAAAUUCACUGGAUGGGCUAUAUAAGUCUGGGAUAAUUGAGUAUGAUAUUUUUAUUGAAGAAAAUGACCAGUUUGAUGAGCCUCCAGACAAUGUAAAAAAUUUCAAUACAAAUAUUGGGAAUUCUUAUUUUGAAAACGCUAUUAUGAGCGUACUAAAACUGUUAAAGCCAGAAGUUUCACCAAAAUUAAUAAGCAAAGAAUGUGGAAUACCAAUAGAAAUUAUUAUUGACGCAAUUAGUAUACUAUGUAGGUUAGGACUUAUUAAGAAAAUCACAGAAAAAAAUAUAAAUGAGUGAAAUUCAUCGUGAAAAUUAAAUUUAAAUGAUGAGGAUGACUUAUUAAGCUCAGCGUUUAGUUCGCCUCAGCAUUCUCUUGACACAUGAAAAUCUGAAAUUGAUGAUCCCAUUCAUGUAACUUUGAUAGUAGGGGGAGAAAUUUGUGGUCUCAUAUGUGAAAUCUCCAAAGAGCCUUUACUCCCAAUUUAAGAGAAAGGUAAGUUUUUUUUUUCAUUUUUUUUUUUUGUUUAAAUUUAAUCAGAUUUUAAAAAUCACAAAUAUUUGCAAAAAUAAGCUAUAUUAAUAUAUAAAGAAUACAAGCUGUCUAAAAUUUAAUAGAAUUAACUAGAGAUCUAUUUAACAACUUUAAUAAAAUAUAAAAAAUAUUUUAUAUUAAAGAAAAGUGUGCUUGGUUUAAUUUUCCUAAAAAAUAGGCAUUUUCGUUCUAAAGGAGAGAGAGCUAGAAGAUUCCAUAAAUAACGGAAUUAGCUAUGAGAAGCUUGAUUUGCUAUCAAUAGAACUUGAGAAAAGUCAUGAUCCUCGUUUACAAUCACUGAAAAAAGUUAUUGAAAUUUUUGCAAGCAGAAAUCUAGAAAUAAGAGGAGGAAGCCAAAACACUAGAUGCGGAUUAAUUCUGGCACAAGGAGGAAUGGAGCCUGUAAUAUUUACUGAAUUACCUAAAGCUGAGGCUCCGAUUUAUAGAAUGUUUAAGCUUGAGCACUCAAAACAAAGCUUCCCAUCAGUUUAUUAUAUGAGAGGAAAUAUUGUGAAUUUUUUUCCAGUAGGCAUAAAAGGGUGUCAGUCUUAUAUGAUUUUUGAAGAAGACCAGCCGCCGCGUGUUUAUAGUUCUAGUGAAGCUUUAUUGGUAGUAAAUGAUAUUUUGCCGCAAUCUUCUGCAUUUAUUGUGGCAAUUAAUCAGAAAGAAGAUAAAAUUCAUCGUGAUAUAAUAAAGGUGCCAUUACAUGGUAUUGGAUUAUUUUUAAAAAAAAAAUAUAGAAAAUCAUUUUUACUCCCUUUAGCCUGCAAGAAAAUCCUUGUUUUUUCUGAAAUUAACUCAAGUAAAAAAUUUUGAUAUAUAAUCAUUAAAUUUUAGCUAGCAUUAAUCCUAAAAUAAUUUUUAUAAAAGAUUAGAUUUUCAUUUCAAAUAUUAAAAAUAUGAUUUUUUUUUCAAAUAUUAAAAUUCUUUAUAUUUAUCUUUGCAAACUCAACUUGCUACCGAAAGGAGUAUCAGAAAAACAUUUUAAAAAAGUCCCAUUACCAUUAAACUUCUGUGAAAUUCAAAACCGAGCUUUAGCUGAAUAUUUGCGAGAUCUUAAUGUAACAGAGCAUCUAGAAUAUGCUAUUGGCUAUUUAGAAAUCUUCAAAACUUCUUGCACACAUAAUAACUCAGAUCUGCCUCACAACUGCCCCAAAGAUUUUCAUUUUUUAACACAAAGUCAUGGGCUUCCUUUAGAUGACCCAAUUUUAUGCCAAAAAAUAUUACCCUAUACCAUUCAAUUAAUUUAUCUCAAUAAAACCAGCUAAAAAUCUCACAAUUCAUAUAUAAAUCUAUACAAAACAUAAACGAAAAUGAAUGAUUCAAAUAUUCCCAUCUAGAAUCCCUCCUGGAAGCCCAACAAAAUGAAGUCUUCCAAUUCAGAGAAUUUAUGUGCAAAAUUGAAAUGCAUAGGAACUUAGUCUACACAGAUUCAUCUGUGAAAAUAAUUUAA